GCGUGUCUACUGGAAGCAAAAGAGGUCAAAAAAGGUAAAUGGUAAACACUGAAACGCGUUUGCAAUGGCAUCUGUCGUGUUCAGAUCCACAAAUCGGGUCAUUCGUUUGGCCACGUGCGCGAGAAUAAAGCAGAUGCAGUCGGUGUGUUGUGAUCAAAGCAGACACGCCAGCACAUCUGAGGAAGACAAAAGAACCCCGAAAAUAUACACAAAAACAGGAGAUAAAGGCUUUUCCAGUACUUUCACAGGUGAGAGGCGACCAAAGGAGGAUCAUAUAUUUGAUGCUUUGGGAACGACAGAUGAAUUAUCAUCUGUAAUUGGGUUAGCCAGAGAAUUUUGCUUCGACAAAGGUCAUUCAUUUACAGACCAGUUGGAUAAGAUCCAAUGUGUCCUACAGGAUGUGGGGUCAAACAUUGCUACCCCUCUAUCAUCAGGUAGAGACAGUCACAUCAAAAAGACAAAGUUCAGCUCCCAGCCAGUGACAGAACUGGAGAGAUGGAUUGAUUCGUUCACAGAAGAGCUGCCUCCGCUCACUAACUUCAUUCUACCUUCAGGAGGUAAAAGCAGUGCAGCUUUACAUGUAGCCAGGGCAGUUUGUCGACGGGCCGAACGCUGUGUUGCCCCUAUUGUCUGUUCUGGAGAGGCAGAUCCUGAAGUUGCCAAAUAUCUGAACAGAUUGAGUGACUACUUGUUCACCUUGGCUAGAUAUGCUGCAAUGAAAGAGGGCAAUGCAGAAACAAUCUACAAAAGACCUGAGUAGAGUAGGAAACGCUUAGUCUUAUCUAGAAUUUGUACCAUGGUUUUGAAUCCAAAAACAUUUGCUCUGGCAAAUUUUCACCAACAUUCCUAGGAACAAUGAACAUGUUUGUUUAAGUGGAUGUUUAACACACUGCACUGAUGUACUACAGCCUAUGCCAGUAUCUCAGGGUGUAUUAAAGGGAUAGUUCACCCAAAAACGAAAAUUCUAUCAUCAUUUACUCACCCUCAGAUUGUU
Molecule: messenger RNA, 994 nt
Organism: Triplophysa rosa
Lineage: Eukaryota; Metazoa; Chordata; Actinopteri; Cypriniformes; Nemacheilidae
Gene: mmab
Product: metabolism of cobalamin associated B
Exons: 9
Coding region: 65-760 (231 amino acids)
Molecular function (GO): corrinoid adenosyltransferase activity
Source: RefSeq, a predicted model, not a curated record